Macadamia integrifolia is the source of this 1390-nucleotide messenger RNA. Its product is annotated as nuclear transcription factor Y subunit C-2-like. Gene Ontology annotation, cellular component: nucleus. Gene Ontology annotation, molecular function: DNA-binding transcription activator activity, RNA polymerase II-specific; protein heterodimerization activity; DNA binding. The transcript has 2 exons. Gene Ontology annotation, biological process: regulation of DNA-templated transcription. The coding region runs from base 255 to 1034 and encodes 259 amino acids. The record is from RefSeq and is a predicted model, not a curated record. Lineage: Eukaryota; Viridiplantae; Streptophyta; Magnoliopsida; Proteales; Proteaceae.
AUUCGUACCCGAUACCCUGCAACUCCCUCUUUCUUCCCCCCUGGGACUCUAUUCAAAGUUCAAAAGCCCCACCCCCACUUUUCACCUUGUCACCACACCUCUCUCCCUAGGGUUCUCCAUUACAGGACUAUUCAAGGCUUUAGUUUUGGCUUGCAGGCUGCUACCAUAUCUUUGGGCCUGUUUGUAUCUUUUUUAAAGUCAUGGUCGGAGAAAGCUAAGUUGAACAAGGCAAAGGAAACUCCUAGAUAUCGAGCAUGGAUCAAUCUGAAGAUCAGCAACAACAGCAGCAGCAGCAGCAGCAGCCAACGACAGGAGCAAGUGCAGGUCAAGUGUCCUACUCGACCCCCUACCAAACUGGACCUAUGGUGGUGUCAGGUGCCCCUGCAGUAGCAGUCAAUUCAACCCAGCCUGCAGCUGCCUUCUCUGCUUCUCAACACCAGCUUGCGUACCAGCAGGCUCAACACUUUCACCACCAACAGCAGCAGCAACAACAACAGCAGCUUCAGGUAUUCUGGGCCAACCAGAUCCAAGAGAUCGAGCAAACAACCGACUUCAAAAAUCACAGCCUCCCGCUUGCUCGGAUCAAGAAGAUAAUGAAGGCUGAUGAGGAUGUUCGGAUGAUAUCAGCCGAGGCUCCAGUUGUAUUUGCAAAGGCCUGUGAGAUGUUUAUCUUGGAAUUGACACUGCGGUCAUGGAUCCAUACAGAGGAGAACAAGCGACGAACACUGCAGAAGAAUGACAUUGCUGCUGCGAUAACGAGGACUGACAUAUUUGACUUCCUAGUUGACAUUGUUCCAAGGGAUGAGUUGAAGGAAGAAGGACUUGGGAUUCCUCGGGUACCCGCAGUAGGUGCCCCAGCAGAUUCUAUCCCAUACUACUAUGUGCCUCCACCUCACCAAGUAGGGGUCCCAUCAGCAGCACUAUAUGCUUCCCAGCCUCGCCCACCUGUGCCAUAUGUGCCUAGCAUCCCAUGGCCUCACCCACCUCAGCAGCAACAAACUGAGCAAUCUCAACAGCAUCAAACCAAUGUCUGAUGGCGCCUGCGGCAAGGGCUGUUUCAAAGUUCUGCUCAUGCUGUUUAAUGUCCAGUAGUGAGUGAUGUGUUUCUAAUCUAUAAGGCGGCUUGUGGUAGUUUUUUCUUUCUUUCUUUGGGUAGGCGGGGGUGUGGGGUGGUGUUUUAAUUUUGCAACAGGUGUUAGUGGUGUCUAUUAUGUGUUAGUCAUGGUUUAUAUAUUAUCUGUUCUAGUGGCAAGUUUUAGUAAUCUUGUAACAGGUGUUAGUGGUGUCUAUUAUGUGUUAGUCAUGGUAUAUUUAUUUUCUGUUAUAGUAGCAGGAUUUAGUAUUUAGUAAUACUUGGUUUCAUUGAAGAUUUGAGUGGCAAUUUUCUGAA